Chara braunii is the source of this 2050-nucleotide messenger RNA. The record is from the annotation of a GenBank genome assembly. NCBI's taxonomy places the organism in Eukaryota, Viridiplantae, Streptophyta, Charophyceae, Charales, Characeae.
GCCGUACGCACACACACACACACACACACACACACACACACACACACACACACACACACACACACACACACACACGCACACAGAGAUGUAUAGGGAGAGCGGUAGUCGAGAGUCAGUGACCAAGCUUGAUCAGAUCACGAGAUGGUGUGAGUACGACCCAGCUGUGGCGGCAAAUGAGAGCGUGAGGAAUGACGGGGGAGUAGGUGGAAGCGGAGAGGACGACCCGCUGGCAUCGUCGGUGGGGCGGCAGGAUCAGGAGCGUGCUAACGAUAGGUCUUCCGGUUCUAAAUUCCCUGUCGAUCACGAGAUUAAUUCCAAGCUUUACCUUUGGAGAGGAGCUGCAUGGCAACUAGAAGUCGACGCUGUUGUUAACACCACUAACGAGAGCCUUGAUGUUGCACACAGCUCUCCUGGUCUGCAUGAGGCCGCUGGCCCAGCUCUUGCGGAGGAAUGCGCCACAUUGGGUGGGUGUCGAACAGGAGAGGCGAAAAUAACAGGUGGCUAUGAUCUCCCUGCCAGGCGAGUUAUUCAUACUGUUGGUCCUCGUUACGCCUUUAAAUACCACACAGCUGCUGAGAAUGCGCUGAGCCAUUGUUACCGCUCCUGCUUGGAAUUGCUUAUUGAACAUGGAUUUAAGAGCAUUGCGUUUGGAUGCAUCUAUACUGAAGCGAAAGAAUAUCCAAGAGAACCUGCUGCACAUGUUGCAAUUCGAACUGUUCGGCGGUUCUUGGAAAAGCACAAACAGAAGCUUUUGGCUGUUGUUUUCUGCACGGUGUCAUCGUUCGAUGCAGAAAUCUACAGAAGGCUUUUACCAUUGUAUUUUCCCAGGGAUAAGAAGGAAGAGGAAAUUGCAAGGGAGAAGCUUCCAAGUGAUGUUGGUGAUGAAAAUGGAGAGACAGUGAUAGAUGAGCGGAAAAUCCGAAUCUUGCCAGGGGUUCCUGCCAUAUCCCCGAGAAGGUCGCCCUGUGUAGCAGAUCCCUUUAGGGUUUCUCCGAAGAGGGACAAUGAUGAAGGGUCACUUGUGGAUCCGACAUUUAUUGCAAUGCUGAGAGAUCCUGACUCCCGAAGGAAAGAGCAAAUGGAGAGGGCUGCACAGUUGAACUCGGCUUGGCGGAGAUGGGGAGGAUUGAUUGGUCUGAGUGCGUUUGGGUCACCGCCACUCAGUGUUGUGGAAGAAGAGGCUCUUCAUGCCAGAUAUUUGGCACGUGCCAAUGCAGUGAAUCUAAGUGAUGUGGCGGAGAUGAAAAUUGUUUAUCGCGGAGGUGAAGAUGUGGAGGGGCAUCCAGUAAUGGUUGUUUGUGGAGCCCAUUUCUUGUUGCGUUGCAUGGAGCUUGAGAAGUUUGUGUUAUAUGUUGUAAAGGAAUUUGAGCAGGUUAUUCAACGUCCCUAUGCAGUCGUGUAUUUCCAUUCAGCUGCUUCGCUUGGAUUGAAACCAGAUAUCAUGUGGAUGAAGAGGCUGCAUCAAAUUCUCGGAUGGAGACACAAGCAGAAUUUGAAGGUCAUUUACAUUCUUCAUCCUACUGCUGGGCUCAAGCUUGCGGUGAUGGCAAUGCAGUUUUUAGAGUCUGAGGUCUGGCGAAAAGUGGUAUAUGUGGACAGACUACUGGACCUGUUCACGGCCAUUCCUCGAGAGCAAAUAACCAUUCCCGAUUUUGUUUUCCAGCAUGAUUUGGAAGUAAAUGGUGCUCGUGGGCUUGGGAAUGAUGCUAUACCUAGGCAUAAUGCUAGGCGUUUUCAGGGUAUGCAAUCUACUGCUUGAGUUAUCACAGCUGAUUCUGACUUACGCAUUGCCAGCUGGAGACGUUAUGAAGUAACAGAUGCGGAAUUGGGCCAAGGAUUUCUACUGUGCGCAGCUUUCCAAGCCCACCAUCUCAACUUAGACGUUAUGGUUGCCCAUCCAUGCCGGACAAACAUACACAUGAUGGACAUAUUCAGUGGGCGAGAAGGUGCACAUGUUUACACUUUGCUCAGCUUGAAGAGAAGACCCUUUCUUGUGAGAUUUCUUACCAGUGCGAGACCUUUUGACAUGGAACAAAAUUGCACAUCAUUU